AUGAGUGAUACGACGGUACUUUUGAUGCCAUCAGAUGAACAAAAAUUGAAGAAGUUCCAGGUUCUGAACGAGUACUAUCGCGAUGUCGCUGCACGGCAAUGGAUAGUACGCCACACGUUUCCAUUGAAUGCCCUUACGAAGAAAUUUGUCACAAAGUGGGCAAAUUCAACUCAAGAUUCAUCAAGAACGGAUAUGACGUUCGCAGCGGUUCAUCUGUUGGCUAAGAAAGUGGCCAUCAAAGAAAAAGUUAAAACAGAAGAAGAAAAAGAAGAAGUAAUUACAACUGGAGGAAAUUUUUGA
Cooperia oncophora is the source of this 300-nucleotide messenger RNA. The record is from the annotation of a GenBank genome assembly. Lineage: Eukaryota; Metazoa; Nematoda; Chromadorea; Rhabditida; Trichostrongylidae.